Molecule: messenger RNA, 3813 nt
Organism: Actinia tenebrosa (Australian red waratah sea anemone)
Lineage: Eukaryota; Metazoa; Cnidaria; Anthozoa; Actiniaria; Actiniidae
Product: allatostatin-A receptor
Biological process (GO): G protein-coupled receptor signaling pathway
Cellular component (GO): plasma membrane
Molecular function (GO): G protein-coupled receptor activity
Source: RefSeq, a predicted model, not a curated record
AAGAAUUGCCAAAAUACACAUGUUUACAUUCAUUUCUUUGCUCUCGACUCCACUGACAUCUCCUGAUAGGGUUAACGGAUAUUUACUUGAUAACGUAUUGAGUGCAUUCAUAUUGAACUCCUUAAAACAAGGACCGCCUGAUAGAGGCUCUUCUUAACUACAUUUGUUUUAAGCGAAACCUGCCAAAAAACCCAUUGAUGAUUCUUUAGUCAGAUAGAUUGACAAUUAAAGCCACGUCGACAUUUAUCCGAAUAUCUUUAAAAACGGAUAUUUUUAACCCGUUAUCAAGAAGAUUCUCGUCUACACGUAGCUUUUCCGAAUCGUUUUCGCCCAUCCACACGUAGACACGUACCCGUUUUCGAAAAAGUUCCGUUUUCAAGCUCAAACCGCAACGAAAAAAUACAGUUUUCAGAAAUAUCCGGAUACUCAUGGGGGCGGCGCUAUGAUAUAAAACAACAUGUAGCUCUGUCAACACGCACUUAUAUCACACAAGUACAAUAUUACUUUCAUAGGCAGUAGUAGACGUUGAAAAACAAGAUACAAUUUCUAAAUAAUCAUUCUGUUGAAAUUGACAAUCGUUGUACGAUUUUGCAGCACCCUUAUUGAUCAGAGUGUUUCGGGAAGAAUAUUACUGUAAUAUAUUUGGCUAUAGUGACAUUGGUUCUUUGCAAAGUCAACUAAUGAUACCGGAGUUAGAUGCGGAAAAACUGAGUGUCUUUAAGUAAACAAUAAAAAUAAGAAAUAAGUUUCAUUAAUCAAGUUCUCAAGAUAAAAGUUUAUAAGGACUUAAAAGAAGCCGAAAUGGURUUCCACUCAUGGCCCACGGCUGCUGUUUUGAGAUCUACUCCCUGAUUGGUCAAUACUGGAAUGCUUCAAUCAAGGUCUCUUCAUGUUUAAAAGGAAGGUCGGGCCGCACUAUGAUUAAGAAACCAUGAACGAUACAGGAUAAAAUAUUGCUGUAAAUGAAUGAGAACAAACAAUUACUUCGCGUGAAAUCACAGAAGUCAAAAAAAUUACUGUGAAAUUCGACCUUGUCAUCGAACAUUGGAAAGACAUUUUUCUCAAGUCUGCCCUGAUACAUGUAAACCUAUUUGAUUCGCUAGUUGAAGACUUCCACCUGCUUACUGACGCUCACGCUACACGGAAAGGAUGGAUCUAGAGUUUUGAAGAAAAAAAAUACAUGCAAAGUUUAUCAAUUGACUCGCUGCGUUCGGUAAAAACUGAGAAAUCUUUUUUUUUUUGCACAUAAGCAAUUUUCACUUUGGAGCUAAAGCUUAUUUACAAGAAUAUACCUUAAAGGAAAAAUAUUGCGGAUAAUAUAAUCGACGUCUUGGUUGAUGCUUCAUUAGAGUACUAAAAGUGACAAUCUUGAUGCAAAGCGAUAAAAACGAGAGAAUAACUGAUCAAUCUAAGAUAUUUCGUUUGCUGUUUGGAUUAUACUUUGAAGGCGUAAAUUUACUGAGCUGAAAAUUAAGGAUUUUGAUGGUGGAAAAGACAGUAAUUAACGAUCAAGAUAACAAGUUAAACUCGAGAAAAAAUCUUCGAAGGAUCUGGAACAGGGAGAACAUUCUCUUCUCAUAGUCGAUGAGACUGCUCCUUUUAUCUUGAGGAAGCUAGAACACAUAUUGGUAAAGGUGGAUCAGAUAUUGGAGAUAAAGAACAAAAUUCAAAGGUAUUAAUUGCAAGCAUCUGCUUCGACUGUAAGAGGAAAGCCAAGUUCGGAUUCAAGUGAGAUUAUUUUUGUGUCUGAGCCUAAUUGGAAUAAGAACAUAACGAAAGGAAAUCCACGAACACUUUGACAAAUAGCGGGCUGGCUGGUUGAACGUCUAAUCUGAUAAAACGCACGUGUAAUCGCCUGAUUCAUCAGAUAGGGGGUUUUGCACUCACCACGCUACCGCAAGGGAUUUGGGGAUGACUAUAAACAACACGUCGGACACGAUGGAUACACCACCCAGAAGUCAAGGCACAAUGUGGACUGUGGCUUUCGGUUUUGAAGCAUUUGUAAUCGUGGUGGCGAAUAGUCUUACCGUUGCGGUGUUCGCGACUGGUCGUCAAAUGCGCAAACGAAGCACUUACUGCCUGAUCAAUCUAUCGAUGGCUGAUCUACUUGUAGGAGCCGUGCCUAUGCCGAUGUGGGUGUAUCUUGUUGGCGCGCAGUAUCAGUUGUGGGAAUUUUCCUGGGAUAUUCAAUCAUGGAACAAAGUGUAUUUCCCUAUCGAUCAAAUUUGCGCGUUUGCGUCCAUAUUUUGCUUGGUGCUACUCUCCCUGGAACGAAUCUAUGCUACUAUAGCUCCUCUUCAGCAUCGCAGGAUGUCCGGGGGGUGCUAUGCGUUUGCCAUCUCAUUCGUCUGGCUAUUUUCUUGUACGAUUUCACUCUCGUCGUACAUGUCGCUCUCUCUAUUCAACAGCAGAACACUGUCGACAUAUAUCCCAAUGACUGCGCUGUGUAUUUCAGUCAUUCUUCUAUGCAUCGCGUACUCAUCGAUCUGGGUAUCUUUUAGAUGGCAGCGAUUUGAUACAGGAUUUUACAAUGGUCGUGCCAUGCUCUUUGAACGCAAACUUGUCAAGACUUUAUUCAUUGUGACAGCAGCAUCGUUGACUGCUUGGCUCCCGUUUGUCAUCGUUAGUACUGCUGUCAGCUUGCACGAUGUUAACGUGGAUUUCUCGACUGUGCUUGCAGUCAAAAUGCUUCAUUAUACCAAUUCUCUUAUCAAUCCUAUCAUAUAUACAUUUAGAAUGAGGAAUUUUAGACGGGCGUUGUUUGGCUUACUGAAGACAAGGCUAAUAACUAUGAGUUCGUCUACUUUGCACAUCCCCUUGGAAACCCAACGUCAACUGAGAGAGAAGUGUCUGCGCAGACUGGGUUCUUCAGAUACUAAACUCUGAGAUUACCAUACCUCUACUGUCACGACUUGGUAUUUCAUGUAUUUGUUCUAUUUUGUCUUAUUCGGUUGCCCUAUUUCGCUAUGACGUCACGGCUUGUUUAAAGUGCCUAUAACCUUUAUAGGAUUAUGAACAAUUUUGAUUUUCUGUGUGUUGGAGAUGAAUAAACAAAAAAAAAAAUUUUUUUUUCGAUUGACUAAAUAUUCUCGGAGAUAUAACGCCCUAAAGUACAGAAUGGUAAAGAACAAUUCCAAUUUUAGCUAAUUUUACUCUGCAGCUCAGUUGAUAGCUCUGAUAUAUCUGUUUUCAGACGUCAUUAUAUAUACGGUAUUGAGUAGCUGUUAUUGGUUUUCUAAGUUCAAAAACAUACUUUUUCUUGUCAUUUUUCUUGUGUUGUUGCUGUUAGUCUCCAGGACUCAUCCGAUACUGUUUCUUGGCGUAAAAAACAGAAGAUCGUUUUCAUGUGACGUCAUAGUGCAAUUGGACAACACUUAGAUAUAUUUUAUGGGUGAAAUAUUAGCUUGCAAUAUUAUAUCAUUAAUUAAGUUUCGUAAGCCAGGCGUAUUAUUAUAAAGAAAAAAAUAGAAAUAAAGAAGUGAUAACAGAUGUAAAUAGAUGUAAAUAUUCUACCACUUUCUUCUAAAGGGUGAGAUCUAUUCCUUAUAAGCAAAUUAUUCGUUCCUUAUGAGGAUAUAGGUUCCUUAUAAGGGGCAACAUUAUUUCUUAGAGACACACCAUCCAGUCUACACCAUCGUCUGAUGAAGACUAGUAGUUUGCAGUCGAAACGUCGCGGACCUCUACAAAUAACCCUCAAUCGUGAGACAAAUGAAUAAGUAUGAUUUAAAACGAAUGUUAUAUAAUUUUUUUAAUGCUUUUCUGAUAGAGUUUCUUUAUAUAAAAAAUCUUGUAGCUCCUUUAAAGCCCCGUUUA